Messenger RNA from Spodoptera litura, 1030 nucleotides. NCBI's taxonomy places the organism in Eukaryota, Metazoa, Arthropoda, Insecta, Lepidoptera, Noctuidae. The record is from RefSeq and is a predicted model, not a curated record.
AUGAAAAAAAUCCAUAUUCGAGAGUUGCCAGCUCACGAAAACGCAUAUAAUUUGGGCUGCUACUGUUGUACUACAUAUAGAAGACACACCUUGCUCGCUGGCUGUGCAGUAAUCACAACACGACACGUACUUACCACUGCAAACCCUACCGUACUAAUAUUAAGAUCUUACGGUCACAUGAAAACGUUGGAACAUAUAUUGGGUGGAUGGUACGACACGAAUGCUAACGUAUUCAACAGCUCUAUGUACUUCGCACCAUCAAGAAUACAUAUUCAUCCAAUGUAUAAAUAUGACUAUGAAGUGAAUGUGUCGCACCCAAUUCCGGUGAUGUACGAUCUUUCCCUGUGGGCUGCUACUCAUCGGUUCUAUGGAAGUACCUUUUCGUAUUCAAAGGCAGUCAUAUGUCCUAGAGCGGCUUCAGGGUGGUAUGAAUAUGCUUCAACGAUUCCUCGACAACAUGAUCUAUCUGUCGUUGUUGGAUUUCAAUUUAUGAAGUCAUAUCAUCGUCGACCUAUGCCUUGGUAUAAAUACGCUGUUCGAACGAAAUCAUACGUAUGGCCUUGUCCGAAGAGCGAUUGGCAUUGGUUUCAUUGCAUAAUGGGAGAAUAUUGGGGCAAAUUUGGUUUUGAUUCGGGCGGCGCUAUGCAUAUGAUGAUGGAGGGGAAAUCACGACGUCACGACGGGUUGGCCGGACUGUGUUCAUUCUCUUUAAAACUUCGAGCAUUUCAAACAACUCAUUAUUUCACUGUGCUAGAUACAUAUCCAGUACUGGACUUCUUAUAUGACGGAUUCAAAGGUUUAAGUAAAUACGCGUGGUUGGACGAUAGAUUUGAGGAUACGAAGUAUGCGGCACCGAUAGCAUGGCGGGGAGAAUACGUUCCCAUUUAUUAUAAUUUCGGUUGGGAAGCCUAUAGCGUGUAUGGCAAUUAUAUUUACGGAGAUGUGUUACCAAAUUAUCGAAGGUAAUAAAGGACGAAAAAAAGACAAUACUUAAAAAUGUACGGAGCAAAAACCCUAGCUAGGUACAGUA